AUGUCCUUGAAUUUUCUUCAAACACUCUCGACUGACAUAGGCCAGCUUUUGCAAGAUUCCGAUGAAUGCAAUAUUAUAAUAGAAGUUGGAGAAGAUCCGAACAUUAAAGCAUUUUACGCUCAUUCGAUUAUAUUGCGGGCAAGAUCACCAUAUUUCCGACGAGCAUUAUCGCAUGAGUGGACCAAAAUCGAAGACGGUCGUAGAAAGUUCAGAAAACCCAAUAUUAAACCAGAAGUAUUUGAACUCAUUCUCAAGUUUAUAUAUAGCGGCGACAUUAACUUGGACGGGCAAGACGUGUCAAGAAUAUUAGAGCUCCUGGUUGCUACCGACGAAUUGCUGUUAAGUGAGCUAUCUGAUCACGUUCAAGAUUAUAUAUUACAUUGUCAAAGUGAAUGGCUUAAGCAGAACGUUGUCAGUCUCUGGACGAAAAUACAUCAUUACGACGCUUGUGCCAAAUUAAAAAACCACUGUUUGCGAUUGAUAUGUCGGAAACCACAAUUUCUCUUUGCAUCGGAGGAUUUCUUGUCCAUGCCAGAGUCAUUGCUACUGCCAUUCUUGCGAAUCGAUGGUCUUCGUAUGGAAGAGAUUGAAAUUUGGGAUCAUGUGCUUCGCUGGGGAUUAGCUCAGCAUCCAGAGAUUCGGGAUAAGGACAUGAGCAAGUGGUCUGCUGACGAGUACGAUGGUUUGGAAAGGACACUUAAAAACUGCUUGCCUUUGAUUGACUUUGCCCAUGUAUCGUCAAACGACUUUUACAGUAAAGUAUGGCCAUUCCAGGGAAUGCUGCCCAAGACUCUAUUGGAGGACAUAGUUAGACAUCACCUCAAGACAAACAGUCCUCCUCAGCCUGUCAAGCUUGCGUCUAGACUGCAAUUCGAUUCUGCUCUAAUUCGGACAUCCCACGUUGCUCUUUUGGCUAGCUGGAUUGAUAGGCUCGGCGACAAGAGGUAUCUCUACGAUGAAGUUCCAUAUCGGUUCCAGUUAUUGUUGCGAGGGACGCGAGACGGCUUUAGCUCUUCGGCUUUCCAUGAACUCUUUGGAAAUCGUGGUAACGUUGAGGACGCUACAUUGAGUCGCGUAUCUCUAUCGCGAUCUUAUUAUGCUAUUCGAUGGAAUGGACGUGACUAUGGUCCUUGUUUUGGAGAUAAAGAUUUGUGGAUGCGAAACAAGUUUAAUGAAGAACUUAGUUGUUCAUGUCGGCGUGACGACUACAUGGAAUCUAUUACCGACUGCACAACUUUUUCUGUUGAAGAAUAUGAAGUAUUCAGGGUUGUAAAGAAAACGUCAUUAACGUAG
Messenger RNA from Paraglomus brasilianum, 1293 nucleotides. Lineage: Eukaryota; Fungi; Glomeromycota; Glomeromycetes; Paraglomerales; Paraglomeraceae. The record is from the annotation of a GenBank genome assembly.